Dufourea novaeangliae is the source of this 1978-nucleotide messenger RNA. RefSeq names its product F-box only protein 21-like. The record is from RefSeq and is a predicted model, not a curated record. Bases 110 to 1978 code for a protein of 622 amino acids. The transcript has 9 exons. Lineage: Eukaryota; Metazoa; Arthropoda; Insecta; Hymenoptera; Halictidae. Gene Ontology annotation, molecular function: DNA binding; protein binding.
UCGGGGAUGUGUUUGUUUCUCGUCGCGGCUACACAUUGCAACUAUUUAAUCAGUUUUUUCUACUCAUCGUUUGCAGUCAGAUUAUAUUGGCUGUAGUAAAACACAAAGAAUGGCAAAUGACGCAAUGAACUCGUUGCCUAGUGAAAUAGUCGUGUGUAUUUUGGAAGACAAACGACUCGGCUUUUUCGAUGUGAUUAAUCUCGGAUCUACAUGCAGGAACUUGCAUAGAAUUGUUAACAACAACAAUAAACUCUGGAGAACAAAAUUUUUUCAAAGAUGGCCAAUGUUGAAAGAAGUAUAUCAAAUGAAGAAAAACCCAGAAGGCCUUCCAGUAAACUGGAAAGAAGAAGCUAAGAUCAGUUUAAACAUCCGAAUGAGAUUGCUUUAUCAACUGUCCUUAAUGUCUAAUAAACACUACAAGAAACAAGAAUUACCAAACACUGUAUUUAAAGAGUUUGAUCCCCUUUUUCGUUUAGAGCAUGGUGCUCAUCCCUUUGCAUAUUAUUUUCUGGUGGAUGAACUUAUUAGUUUGAUCAAAAUCCCUGCUAUAACCAGCAAUUUGACACAUAGAUAUUAUGUCAUCAAAGUCAUUCGAUACAUAAAGCAAAGCCAUUUGAAGGAAGAGUGGCAGAAGUUUAUAUCUCUACCAUCAAAAGAACAGACUUUAGAACGUGGUGCAACCAUUGUAGCACAAUGGGGUCAACCAGAAAGACAUGUGACAUAUUCGUAUAUAUCACUAUUGUUAGAUAACAUCGCUGAACAAACUAAAGCACUACUCAGAGAAGAAUACCCAGCUCACUCCAUAUUUUCAACAUCCGCAGAGCAGUUUAUAUUUUGGAAAAAUAAUAUUAUCGAUGACAAUCACUGGAGCAUACGGGAAACAAAACAAGUGACAGAUGCAUUGUGCAAAGUAUUGUUCCAAAAGUUAGGAUUUUAUGGAAAUAAUGAAAUGUAUUAUUCAUCAGAAAAUUCGUUUAUAGAUCGUGUUCUGGAACGCAGACGAGGAAUUCCUAUAACUCUGGCAGUAGUGUUUGAAAGUGUUGCUCGUAGGCUUGGUAUACGCUGUGAACCAGUCAGUUUUCCAUCUCACUUUCUAUUACGAUGGAAGGAAACAUACGGACUUGAUUCGGAGACUGCAGAAAAUUUUUAUAUUGACGUCUUCAAUAGCGGUCAAUUUUUGACUAAAAAAAAUUGCCCUAGAAUCGGUGGUGUGUCAAAGUGUCCGAUAGAAAAGUAUAAUGUUCAGAAGGCAGCAACUGCCGUGGAAGUCGUAAGGAGAAUGGCAAAUAACUUAGAAGUAGCUGUCAGACAACAUACCCAUCUGAAUGGCAGAACCUCAAGACUGUGUUCUACUCUUGAACUUCGGCAUAUGGUACAACCUAAUGAUGCGGAUCCAAUUGUGCAAUUGGGUCGCAUAUAUAUAGUACAGAAUAUGGAUUUAACAGAACUGGUAGAGAUACUGAAAAAUAUGGAGCAGGAUCCAAAAUUAUCAGUGUGCAGGCAGGCAAGUAUUAUUUCCCAAGCGCUUCAGGAUUGUCAAAAAGAGGUUUCGCCCGAAGGGGAAAUAGAGCCAAAGAGUAGAGUGCCCGCUGUACAGUAUGCAGUAGGACUAAUCAUGCAACAUAAAAUCUACGGUUUUUUAUGUGUAAUAACAGGAUGGGAUGCAACCUGCAAGGCGUCGACAGAAUGGAUGAAUGAAAUGGGUGUACAUGAAUUAGACAAAGGCGCAGAACAACCGUUUUAUAACAUAUUUGUAGAUGAUGGAUCGUGCCAUUAUGCAGCUCAAGAAAAUUUGAUACUGGCCCCAUAUCCAGAAUGGAUAAAUCAUCAGGCUAUCGGUAGAUACUUCUACAAAUUUAACGGUACUCAUUAUUUACCGAAUGAGGAAAAAGCAAGAGAAUACCCAGAAGAUGAGGAAGCUCGUAAUGAAUUAUUAGCUAUAUACACGCAAAGUAGCACAACAUACAAUACCACUUAA